Anas platyrhynchos (mallard) is the source of this 3636-nucleotide messenger RNA. RefSeq names its product N-alpha-acetyltransferase 60, NatF catalytic subunit (gene NAA60). Gene Ontology annotation, biological process: N-terminal peptidyl-methionine acetylation. The record is from RefSeq and is a predicted model, not a curated record. NCBI's taxonomy places the organism in Eukaryota, Metazoa, Chordata, Aves, Anseriformes, Anatidae. Gene Ontology annotation, cellular component: Golgi membrane. Gene Ontology annotation, molecular function: protein-N-terminal amino-acid acetyltransferase activity; histone acetyltransferase activity.
GCGGCGGCAGCCAAUGGGGCCGCGCGUUGUUGCGCGGUGCCCGCGGAAGAGCAGCGGCCGCCGGUGGGUGCCCGCCGCGGGCCCGGCCUCAGCCGCCGCCUCCUCCUCCUCCUCCUCCUCCUCCUGCUCUCGCCAUGCGCUGAGCGCCCGGUGCCGCCCCCCCUCCGCCUGCAGCGCGCCCCGCGCCCCCCCGAGGCGUGAAUGACAGAGGAGGUGCCUCCGACUGCACUUUCCGACGUAAACCUGCGUCUUCUCUGCCACGAUGACAUAGACACGGUGAAACAGCUCUGUGGUGACUGGUUCCCAAUCGAGUACCCUGACUCAUGGUACCGAGAUAUCACUUCCAACAAGAAGUUCUUUUCCCUCGCAGCCACAUACAGAGGCUCCAUCGUGGGAAUGAUAGUAGCAGAGAUCAAGAGCAGAACAAAGGUGCAUAAAGAGGAUGGAGACAUCCUAGCUUCCAGUUUUCCUGUGGACACUCAAGUUGCUUACAUCCUAAGUCUUGGAGUGGUGAAGGAGUUCAGGAAACAUGGAAUAGGUUCUCUCUUGCUUGAAAGCUUAAAAGACCAUAUAUCAACAACUGCCCAAGAUCACUGCAAAGCCAUCUACCUGCACGUCCUCACCACUAACAACACAGCAAUAAACUUCUACGAAAACAGAGACUUUAAGCAGCACCACUAUCUGCCCUAUUACUAUUCCAUAAGAGGGGUCCUCAAAGAUGGCUUCACCUACGUCCUGUACAUCAACGGUGGGCAUCCGCCCUGGACAAUCUUUGACUACCUACAGCACAUUGGAUCAACACUAGCCAGUCUGAGCCCGUGCUCAAUUCCCCAGAGGAUAUAUCGACAAGCCCAGAGCCUUCUCUGCAGCCUUCUGCCGUGGUCUGGCAUUUCUGCCAAGAGCGGCAUUGAAUACAGCCGGACGAUGUGACUUGCUCAGCAGCUGUACGAAAACCAAAGGAUUGUUCUUCCUUCCACAACCCGAACCAUCCGGCUCCGCACUGAUUCCAGAGAUGAUGGCUCUUGGUCAGUGACCCAGCCCCCCGGAAAGGACUCCUUAUUCCACAGAUUGACCAAGAUUUUGCAGACUUCGCACUCGACCGGCUGCAGCCCCGACCUGCCCCUGUGGGCUGGGGGCUGCUGGCGGGGCCCAGGCCCUUCUGCAUCACCGCUGUGUGCGUGCUGCACUGCCCCUGCCACGUCCCUUCCUCUGGACGGUUUGUUUGUACUCGUACACGUGACGUGGAGGGCUUCAGUUGCUGCUUCCGUGCCGCAGCCACAGCAGGCCGUGCGAAGGAGGGUGAUGAAUCUGCACUGGGCGACCUCCUCCGUGAGCUGUAAGCACCCCGGCAGGCUCCCGAUGCCAGCAGCCGCAGCCUGCCCUGGUGGAGGGGGAAGUGGGGAGCUGGGCGGCUGCUUCUGGGCCCUGCUUCCUGCCCCUGGCAGGGGCGGCGGGGAGGGCACGUGCCUGAGAAACGAGCCCAGCCCUCGGGCGUGACGUAAAAAAGAAGCACCUAAUUCAGGAUGCACCAAGUAGAAGGCAGGGAAUGAAAUUGCUAUUUCAUAGUGAAAUAUAUUAUACUGUAUAGAUCCUUCUGCCUCUGUCUGAGUUGGAACUUUGCAGAGGAGGGGCCUGGGGAUGGAGAGCCGCUGCUGCAGCCAGAGCCCUUCUCUUCCCCUGCCUGCAUCCUCCCUUGGCCUUGGGGCUGUGCCCUUGGCCGCCCUCCCUGCGGCUCUGCGGGGGCCUCAGGGCCAGGCCAGGCUGGCUCUGGGCUCACCAGCACGUAACUUCCAGCCUGUGGGGAGAGCCCCGAGGGUCCCCGUGUGCUGUGGCCAGGUCAGGCCCCUUCCUGCACCUCAGAGCACAGGCAGUGAGCACUUGGCUUUUUAGGGGGGAGUUGCUGCAGUUGAGCCAGUGCCCAUGCCCCAGGUCAGGGGGUCCUGCUCCCCUUCCCCACCUGAGGCUCGCUCCCUGCUCAGCACCGCGCUCCUCCCUCCCCUCUUGCAUGCCGGUUUUGAAACUGGGGCUUAAGCAAAGGCAGCGUGAGCUGCAGCAGGCAGAGUGUGCGGGCAGGGAGAGGGGCUGAGCUGUGAUCUGGGGCAGUGUGAGACCUAGGAGGAAAGUGGUAAGAUCUGGCAGUCUGCGUGAUGGUACAGAGUCAGUUCGGUGUUCAUAAGCCCCUGAAAUGGGAGUUAAAGAGGAGCAGGGUGCAGGAGGAGAGCUUGCUGCAGGUGGUUUCUGGAGGAGGUUCCUGCAGGAGGCCAGGAGCAGCUUGGUGCUGAGCACUGCUCAGGGGGCUCUGCCUCAGCCCGAUGCCCCUGCACAGAACGCCCCGCAGGGCACAGCUCACCCGCUGGCCUUCCUGGCUGCAGGAAGCGUUUGGCAGCCCACAUGGCCUGCAAGGAUGGCAUUUUGGGGAAGUGAAAGGCUGUGCUGUGGGGAGGAGCUGCUUGCUCUGCCAGGGCUAGACUAGGUUUGGCUCAAUGAGAGGUUGAUAGCAGAAAAAUACUGGUGUGAGGACAGUGCAGCGUGGAGAACCUCUGUCUGUGGGGCCCUUCCAGCAGUGGGAACCUGCUCUGAGCUUGUCAGGGGCCUCGCUCUGAGGCCGUAGACUCGGUGCACUCCUGAGGCCCCUUUCAGCCCGUGCUCCUCUUUCUGUGUCAGUUCAGUGAUGCAGGCAGUGUGGUGAGGUCAGGCUGCGCUGGGCGAAACGCAGCAGGGCUGGAGGGGCUCGAUUUUGUGGCAGAUGUAGGGAAAAAAAUGUAAAAAACGCUCUGCGGCAGGGAGCUGCAGGAUGAGCCGGGCUGCUGCUGGUGGCUUCAGCCGUGGUGCAUCCCCGAGGCGUCUGCUGGGGCAGGGAGGUGAGCGGGGCUGGGGCACAGCGGGACCGAGACCUGGGCACAGGUUCUGUGCGUGCCGCAGCAGCGCAGGACCCGAGCCCAGCACAGCCUGCAGCAAGGUGGCUGCUUCACGAGACGGGGCCCUGCUGUACCGCCACCAGCUCCCCCGAGCUCCUCCUGCACCGCAGUGGGCAGGGGGCUCCCGCUGUGCCCCCUGACCCCAGUUUCCAGGGCUGUGUGGCAGGAGCUGGCGCUGCCACAGCUUUGCCAAGGCCUGGCUGGGGGGGCUUGGCUGCCCCAGUCCCCUCCGCAGCCACUGCCCCUUGCUGUGCCCACCUCCCGUUGGGAUUUGGGGGAUGGCUCCCCACAGUCCCUCCUCACUGCAGGGGAGGCCUGAGGCACCCUGGAACCCUCCUUUGGGUCACCACCUUUAUUUUUUUUUCUUAUUUACCUAAACAUUUCUAUUGGUUUGUAGGGGUUUUAGCAACUGAAGCUCCUGGCUCUUUGGCACUUGCUUUCUCUGUCCCAGAAUGAAGCUCUGCAUUGCUCCUGGGGGCCUGGGCCUGGCGCUCCCCCACCCCACUGUAUCCUGCCCCCCCACACCCCCUCACUCCUCUGCUGCCCUCGAGCACGUCCCUGGGGACCAGUGACUGGUCUGUGUGUCUUGUUCCCGUCACCCUGUCCUGAGGUGUCAGUCACGGCCCUGCCUCACAGCCCGUUAUUUAUUGAAGAGCAUCGUGCUGCCACUGUCAGCCUCUCUCUAAAUGUCUUCAAUUAAACCAACCCUCUUUUGUGA